Messenger RNA from Amphimedon queenslandica, 1086 nucleotides. Its product is annotated as leucine-rich repeats and immunoglobulin-like domains protein 2. The annotation marks the transcript as partial. Gene Ontology annotation, biological process: cell-cell adhesion. Lineage: Eukaryota; Metazoa; Porifera; Demospongiae; Haplosclerida; Niphatidae. The record is from RefSeq and is a predicted model, not a curated record. The transcript is spliced from 9 exons.
CUUAUCUACCGAAAGAUGUAUUCCAGUACACGCCAAGACUUACUUACCUCUUGCUGAUCUCAAAUAGGCUGGAAAGAAUUGAAACAUUUCCUUUUCGUAAUCUAAGAUAUCUUGCUCAGCUGGCUUUGUAUAAAAACAAAAUCAGUUACGUUGCCGAGGGAUCACUUGAAAAUACUAAUAGGAUCUAUUACUUGCAAUGGAAUGAUUUUCGGACAAACAUAACACAAGACAACAUGAUAGUGUGUGAUUGUUCUGCCCUUUGGCUUCAAGAAUACUUGAGAUCCAAUCGUCCUUACUAUGAGACUAUCCUAUGUGGCUAUCCUAUUGAGGUCAGAGGUCGAAGACUAAGGAGUGUGGACAUAACUAAUUGCACUAAGGGAUUGAAGGUAUCAGUGACUCCAUCAUCAGAGGUUAAUUAUGUGCAGAGUGGUGCCUGUCUUGAGCUGCAGUGUAAAGCAAAUCAAAAUGUUGAUGUAACUUGGAAAAGAAUUGUUAAAGGAUCUGAACAGGCACUGGAGGAGGAUCACUCUUCAUUCUGUACUAAUAAAAGUGUUGAUAAUUGUGGCAACACUGACACUGAAGGACUGCUAGUAUUAAAGGACAUUGCAGCUGCUGAUCAAGGAAUAUAUGUGUGUACAGCUACACUUGAUAAUGUCACUAGCUCUGUAAUUCGACAAAUUCAAAUUGGAGAGCCUCCUGUGAUUAAGAAGAGUCCUAUUAGUGUGGUUGCUCGUGAUCCUCCAUCUUACGUUAUUUUUGAAGCAGCAGCAAGAGGGAACCCACCACCAGUACUGAAGUGGUAUCACAACUCAAAUGAAAUUGACUUCAAAAAUACCACAAAGAUGUAUUUGACCAGUAAUGGGUCAUUGAUAAUAUUAGGUCCUCAGUUUGAGGAUAAUGGUCAAUAUAAAGUAGUGGCAGACAAUGGAGCAGGAUCAGUAGAAGCAGCUGCCAGUCUUACAAUAUACUUCAGGUCAGCCUGCAAUAGAGGGUCUGGUUGCUCUAAUGAUGGACAGUGUCUCCCAGUACAUUACUGCAGGUGUCCUGAUGGAUAUUCUGGUGAUGGAUGCGAGGAAAGCCAGGAAA